GAUAGUUUAGCUUAUGAACUUCUGCUUCUGCUUUAUGUAUAAAACAGUGUUGAUCAGGGCUGGUGGUCAGAAGCCUUAUUCAUUUCACUCGCUUAGUGUUUUUGUAUUUUGCUCUUUUCACUUUAAUUUCUUUGGAUCCUGAUCUAUUUCAUGAUUUUGAUUUUUUUGCCAAAAGAAAAUAAACUAACUAAAACACAGAAACCAUUUUUAAUAUUUUGAAAUUCAUCCUUCCAGAAACUCUUCAUAUAACUUCAGUAAAGAAAUCACCUGUGGACCCGCCCAUCCUUCCUUUUUUUCCAUCUUAUUCCUAAUUUGCUCAGAAACUCUUCAAAGACCCCAGGACUAAAUACUAAAGGUGGUAACAAUGACCAUGUGGACGUUCCUGCUUGUGCUGUUUGGAGAGUCUGUCUCAGCUGCAAAGAUUUACAGAUCCCAGACUGACACUCCACUCCCAUUGGACAUGGCUCCAAACUCUGUCGAUGACAUGUACGAAGGCUGCGCAAACAAGAUGGCGGCCAAAGUAAAGACAGAGUUUUUGGUCAACGAGAAAAAGAUGAGCAAAAAUUUUAGCCUGGCUUGGGACGAAGCGGAAAAACGGUACAAUAAGAAAUGGAAGCCCAGGGGUGGGAAGAAAAAAUCCCAAGUCCUGGAGAAGGAACAAAACAUGGCCGUCUAUGCUUACACUCUGGACAAACCAGAAAUAUUCACUGAAUUCAACAGCGUGGUGAGAACGCAGAGGGCUCAGUACGCUGGCACGUUUCAGUAUCACUCCCUGCACUUCUUUCUGACGGGCGCUCUCAGAGCCCUCAACACCAGGAAGCCAAAGACAGAAAGAUGCCUUAAUGGUUACCGGAGAGUCAACAGAAAAUUCGACCUGAACGUUCUCAGCAAAGAAAUCCGCUUUGGUGCUUUCACCUCGAGCUCGAUGGGAACGUAUCCCCGCGAAGAAAAAUUUGGCUACGAGACCUGUUUCGAGAUUUACACCUGCUUAGGAGCAGACAUCUCACUGUACUCCAAGUUUGGAGAGUCAGAGGGAGAAGUCCUGGUUCCUCCAUAUGAAAUCUUUAACGUUACAGACAUAAAGCAGAAAUCUGAGAACGAGGACCUUCCAUGUAAAGUUGUGUUGAAACUGAAGAGCACAGAAAAGGCUCUGUCCAACCUAAACUGUACGCUUUUCACGGAUAAUUGAUCCAAAUAAAUCUUUAAAAAUUAUUUCCAAUUUUAGUGACACAUAAGAGCAAAUUACAUUUAUUUUGACAUGCAUUUCCGUUUUAUUACUACUGUAUUAUCAAAAAAAUAUGCAUAGUUUCACCAUCAUAAACAUAAAGACCAUUUAAUAAAAUAAGGUCAAACAUAGCUUUAGAUGUAUUUUUGCUUUUAACUGAUGUUUAAAAGUGUAAAAGAAAAAAAAAAAAACUAUGCCAAAUGAGCACUUUCGACUGCAAACUGAAAGUAUUUGUAUACAUUUCAUAUCUGUUCUUCUUCACAUCCUCCUGUAAAAUGCAUCAUUCGAUACAAAUAAAUCUG
Messenger RNA from Gambusia affinis (western mosquitofish), 1527 nucleotides. Its product is annotated as GPI-linked NAD(P)(+)--arginine ADP-ribosyltransferase 1-like. Bases 365 to 1189 code for a protein of 274 amino acids. The transcript is spliced from 4 exons. The record is from RefSeq and is a predicted model, not a curated record. Lineage: Eukaryota; Metazoa; Chordata; Actinopteri; Cyprinodontiformes; Poeciliidae. Gene Ontology annotation, molecular function: NAD+-protein-arginine ADP-ribosyltransferase activity; NAD+ poly-ADP-ribosyltransferase activity.